AUGGAGCCCCUGGUGCGGUGGGUACAUGCGCUCACGGGUGAAUGCGUGUACGGGAAUAGAGCUGCCUUGAGUUGGGCGUUAGGGGUACUUUCGCUGCUAUCAUGGCUAUUCGCGCAGACACCACAGAUCUACAGCAACUAUAAUGCACCGCAUACAACCCACUUGGCUAUUUCGCCUCUCUUAUUACUAUCCUGGACGCUUGGAGACGCAUUCAACCUCAUGGGAUGCAUCUUUAGCGGACAAGCUUUGCCUUUCCAGAAGUCGCUCGCCAGUUGGUAUGUGCUUGUUGACGCCGUCCUUUGCGGGCAGUGGCUGUAUGGGAGGUGGUUCCAUGGAUAUACUGUGAUUGAAGGCGUGGAUUCAUCCGAUGUGGAGUAUGAGGAGGAAGAGGGGGAGGCUGUUGCUCCCGAUGGUCACAAGCCUCCUAAUAGACCGGGAACUACACGAAGCGCCCGAAGUACACGAAGCAUUCUUUCAGUUCACAGGCUCAGUUCGGUAGUUAUCCUGGCUUUUGCCGUAUUUGCUGGAGCUACGGAUAGCUCUGCUACUACAACAACACUCGACGCCCCUGGCGAGGACACUCUCGCAGCUUCUUUUGCCUGGAUUUGCACUGUGUUCUAUCUAUCAUCACGUAUUCCUCAGAUCAUUCGCAAUACCGAACGUCGCUCAACAACCGGCCUGAGUCCUUUUCUGUUCUUGAUGGCCCUUUUCGGUAACAUGUUCUACACCUCGUCAAUUCUCGCCAGCCCCUAUGUUGCUGCUGGAGGAGAGGUGAGAAGAGAGUUCCUGAUUGGAGAGUUGCCCUUCCUUAUUGGAAGUGCUGGCUGUGUGGGGUUUGACGCAUGGAUUCUUGGACAGUGGCUUGUGUGGGAUAAACAGUUCAAGGUGGUGCUGGAGAAGAGAGGGACUAGAGUUGAGAGUUCAGAGUACAGGCCUUUGAUGGAGAGUAGAUCGGAGUCGUACGGGUCUGUUUGA
Messenger RNA from Saitoella complicata NRRL Y-17804, 975 nucleotides. RefSeq lists its product as uncharacterized. Lineage: Eukaryota; Fungi; Ascomycota; Saitoellomycetes; Saitoellales; Saitoellaceae. The transcript is spliced from 2 exons. The coding region runs from base 1 to 975 and encodes 324 amino acids. The record is from RefSeq and is a predicted model, not a curated record.